This is a messenger RNA of Salvelinus fontinalis (brook trout), 4027 nucleotides long. RefSeq names its product peroxisomal membrane protein 11B-like. Gene Ontology annotation, cellular component: peroxisomal membrane. The record is from RefSeq and is a predicted model, not a curated record. The transcript is spliced from 4 exons. Lineage: Eukaryota; Metazoa; Chordata; Actinopteri; Salmoniformes; Salmonidae. Bases 447 to 1241 code for a protein of 264 amino acids. Gene Ontology annotation, biological process: peroxisome fission; regulation of peroxisome size.
UGUUUUUGAAUAACUACAAGUGUUAAUUUUCAUGUAUGUUAUCACAUAUUAUUCAAUAGCGUGCUCCACUGAAACGACUAAUGCCAUGUACAAUACAAUCCAUGUAUUGUGUUGUGGAAGAACCUCCUACAAGUAACGUGGGUAAUGAUUACUGUGUAAUAGGACUUUCGCUUUGUUGUCCCUCCACAGAUUCCGUCCAUGGGUAAAGGAGAUGUGAAGUUGUUCGUGUUGUGAAGCUAACUCUCUAGCGCAAAUAAAAAAUAAAUAAACAAAUUCUGUUGGCGGACGUUUGGGGCACAUUGUGACAUAUUGAACUGUGCAGAUUUUAUUGGGCAGCUCUUGCCAGAAGACGGUAUAGAACGUUGUAGAUAGAUUGCUAGCUAACACGGACACAGGCCUAAUCAAUCCACAGUUGCAAAGGAAAGCAAGUGUCCCCUGUCGCCAGCAUGGACUCUUGGAUUCGAUUUAGUGCGCAGAGCCAAGCCAAGGAACGAGUUUUCAGGGCUGCACAGUACACCUGUACAUUGUUAGGUUACACUCUCCAGAAGGGUGGGGCAAGUGUUGAGCUCCUGAAGACAGUGAAACAACUGGAAGCUCAUGUGAGCCUAACAAGGAAGUUGAUGCGUCUAGGGAACUCCGCAGAGGCUGUGGAGGCAGCGAAACGUGCUGUGCACCUCUCGGACAGCGUGCUGCGUCUCUGUCUGACCGUGGCCCACCUCAACAAGGCCAUGUACUUCGCCUGUGACAACGUGCUGUGGGCCGGCAAGGCUGGCCUCCUGCCCCAACUGGACCAGGUCAAGUGGAGCCAGAGAUCCUUCAGGUACUACCUCUUUGCCCUCAUUCUCAACCUAACCCGGGACGCCUACGAGAUCCGCCUGCUUAUGGAGCGUGAGGCCCGCUCCUCCCAUGUGGGGUCAAAGGCUACCUGGACCUCUUCUCCUCCCUCUCCACACCCCUCUUCACUCACCCCCGAGAACGUCGACCUCUCCGACCCCUCUUCCCUUCCCGGAGCCAUAUUACCUGUACGCCUCCGCAGACAGUUCCACCUGCUGGUGACGGUGCUGCGAAGCAACCCACCGCUGCUGCUGGACCUGCUGAAGAACGUGUGCGACGUGUUCAUCCCCCUGGACCGGCUGGGCAUCUACCCCACCGGCCAGGGCUUCGUGGGGGCCUGUGGCCUGGCCUCUUCGGUCCUCUCCAUCCUCACCAUCGUCCACCCCUGGCUCAAGCUCAAACCUUGAAGAAGCCAGAAUAUUUGGUUGAACGUUCUAGCUCGAGUCGAACAUUCCUCAAGCCUUGAAGGAGACAUUUUGGCCAAACUUUUUAGGUCCCCUAGAAGUGAAGAAGUGCUGUUGUGUCGAGGAAGGCAGCAUGACACAAGAGCAGGGGUCCUGUACACUGCUUGCUUGGAAGGUUUUACGUUUUUUAUUUGGAAUGCCAACAUUUUGGGCAGAUCAUGCUCGGACGAAGGUUGGUGGACUGAAACAGUGGCAUUUCGAAUCAAAGAGAGAAAAUGUGCAAAUGAGCGCUGUAUUGGAAAUCUGUCUUUUGUAUUCAGUUCGUGCUCUGAAAUUUUCAAACACAAAGUUCCCCAAAAGCCAUUUGGUUGAGUAGUUGUUAACGACCUGCCCUAUGCAAGUGUAUAGAACCGGCACAUGGAAAAUUGUUGAGUCAGAACGGUAGACGUUUAAACACCUUAAAGCACCAUACAUCACAACUAAUGGGCUUUGUGAAGUGAUACAUAGUACAAAGAAACACACAAUUGAAUGACGAUCUGGUUAUCUCAACACAAGCUGCGGGGAGCACAUUUAUAACCUUAAUCAGUGUUUUAAAAGGAUCCUGAUCUCCAGUUAGGAGACAAUUCCGUAUCCAUAUGGUGUUUCUGUCCUGUUAGCAUUAAAUUAUGUAAUUGGAAAAGAUUAUCUGUACAGUAUUGGUUUUGGAAAUGCGCCAAUGUCAUCCCUGUAGAACGCUGUACAGCUAGAUAAGUGGAAACGUUUACUCAGUUAAAACAUCACAUAUUAAAUCUUAAUGUCAAUGAAAAGGUGCAAUGAAAUAUUUGAUCAUACUGUGUGUGAAUAUGUAAUAAUAAUGACUUUUGAAGUGAAGGAUCCUUUUUAUAAAUGGUAAAAGGGGACAUUUAUGGGCUGCCAGUCAGCUGUAUUUUUGUGCUCAUAGUGGUAAUACUGUAUGUCCAUCUAUAUUACCAACAUUUAUGCAUGCGUGACGUGAAUUAGUACGUUUACAGAGCCAGAAAAAUGAAAGCAAAUGAUUCGGUCAACUCGGGCAUCUAAUGAUUCUGUCUGUUUAACUAGUUGAAUUCACCCGACAGCUAAUUAUUUAGUCUACUUGGAAGUAAAUUUGUUUGUCUACUUAAAAAUCAAUUUGUAUAACUCAAUUACAUCAAUAGUAUAUAUUAAAGCCAAGCCAUUUGAAGCUAUUCAAACAGAUGCGAAUGGAACUAUAAUAGAUAUGUAAGUGUACUCAGCUGUCAGACACUGCAGUGGCAUAAAACCAGUCUAACUUUCAAACAGCUCUUUUUUUAAAAACCUUUGACUUUCUCCUUUAUAUUGAGUGCCUUAAGAAAGUAUUCAUACCCCUUGUCUCACCCAUCUACACACAAUAGCCCAUAAUGACAAAGUGAAAACAUGUUUUUCCAAAUUUUUGCAAAAUUAUUGAAAAAUGGAAUACAGAAAUAUCUAAUUUACAUAGGUAUUCACACCCCUGAGUCAAUACUUUGUAGAGGCACCUUUUGCAGUGAUUACAGCUGUGAGUCUUUCUGGGUAAGUCUCUAAGAGCUUUCCAUACCUGGAUUGUGCAACAUUUGUUCAUUGUUUUUGUCUAAAUUCUUCAAGCUCUGUCAAAUUGGUUGUUUUCAUUUCUAGACAAACAUUUUCAGGCCUUGCCAUAGAUUUUCAAGUAGAUUUAAGUCAAAACUGUAACUCGGCCACUCAGGAACAUUCACUGUCUUCUUGGUAAGCAACUCCAGUGUAGAUUUGUCUUGUGUUUUAGGUUACUGUUGUGCUGAAAAGUGAAUUAAUAUCCUAGUGUCUGGUGGAAAGCAGACUGAACCAGGUUUCCUUCCUCUCCGGCAGCUGCGUUAGGAAGGACGCCUGUAUCUUUGUAGUGACUGGUUGUAUUGAUAUACCAUCUAAAGUGUAAUUAAUAACUUCACCAUUCUUAAAGGGAUAUUCAAUGUCAGCUUUUUUUUACACCAAUCUACCAAAGGUGCCCUUCUUUGCGAGGCAUUGAAAAACUUCCCUGGUCUUUGUGUUUGAAUCUGUGUUUGUAAAUCAUUACUCGACUGAGGGACCUUACAGAUAAUUGUAUGUGUGGAGUACAGAGAUAUAGUCAUUCAAAAUUCAUGUUAAACACUAUUAUUCCACACAAAGUGAGUCCAUGAAACUUGUAUGCACAUUUUUACUCCUUAACUUAUUUAGGCUUGCCAUAACAAAGGGGUUGAAUACUUAUUGCCUCAAGACAUUCCAGCUUUUUAUUUUUUAUAUUAUUGUAGUGACCAAAGAAAUCUUGAUUUAAUCAAUUGACAAAAAAAUCUCUAUUUAAUCAAAGGCUGCAACACAACAAAAUGUGGAAAAAGUCCAGGGGUGUGAACUUUCUGUUACAGGGCAACCAGAGAAUUGUGCUCUUAGUCAGUGUGCCGUUUGGUCUCGUCUUACUCGUUCUCCUUGACACGCUAAUUGUGAACAUGAUUUCUGGUAUAAUCUCAUUUAACACUACUUUGAGAGCCCUGAAUCACACUAUAGAGGUGUAACUGUCGAUGAUUCAUGCUCAAAUCGCAGACUAUAUAAUAAUGUAUGGUUUUGUAAAUACAGUAAAUAACAUUUGAACAGUUUUGAUGAGAAUUGGAGUGGUUUGUUACAACUAUUUUCCUCAGUGAGUGAGGAUAUUUUUGUAGCCACGUGAAGACAUUUGAAAUCGUGUCUUUAUAUUAAUGUACCACAAGUGCUGAGGCUUGGCCGCUGUGUGGAGAAAAUGUUUUCACAAAAUAAAUGCCUUUUAAUUGAAA